GACAUCCCAUCACUAUUAUAUGGUGUUCAUAAAACUAUUAAAGUGAUGAGUACAAAUCGAAGCACCAUUCUCAUGUAAUUUUGUGUUUCAUUGCGCCAGAAACCGCACGGCCGCUAAACUCCAUGGCGCUGAGAUCCUUCUUCCUCUCCAAAUCCAAAUCCCAACUUCCCAUUCUCUUCAGCCGCCUCUCCUUCUCGCCGUUGCCGUCGCCGCCUUCCAAAUACUCCUCCUCCUCCUUCCGCCAAACAACUCCAUUCUGCACCCAUUCCGAAACCCCCGACCCCAAAAAACAAAACCCUAAACUAACAAACUUCUCCCCCUCCGAUUCCGACUCAGACUCCGACGCCGCACCGCCACGCCCCGACAAAUCCAAAAUCCCGCCGCCGUACAACCCGUUCAGCAAAGAGCCCGACGACCCGAAGAAUCUGCAGGAGGUGUUCGCCAAGAUACGCGAGGACGGCCUCAUGAACAGCGCAGCCAAGAUGUUCGACGGAUUGUCUCAAGACGGCCUCACCCACGAGGCCCUCGAGCUCUUCUCCCGGAUCAAGGACAGAGGCCAGAUGCCCGACGUCAUCGCCCACACGGCCGUCAUCGAGGCCUACGCCGACGCCGGCCAGGCCAAGGACGCCCACAAGGUCUAUCUGCGGAUGCUGGCGAGUGGGGUGGCGCCUAAUGCCUAUACCUAUAGGGUCCUCAUCAGGGGCCUGGCCAAGGCCGGGGCGGUCAACGAGGCCAGCAAGUACGUCCAAGAGAUGGUGAGGCGGGGGAUGAGGCCGAGCGCCGGGGCGUGUGUGGCUGUUGUGGAGGGACUGCUGAGGGCGGAUCUGGAGGAUGAGGCGACGCAGUUGCUGGAGAUGCUGAAGGCAAAGGGUGCGGCACCGGAAGAGGAGAAGAUAAGGGAUGCGGUUAAGAGUAGGAGAGGGAGCGUUCCUCGUUUGGUGAUGAAUGUUUUGUAUGGAAAGUGAAUGUUUUGAUGAUAUCAAUUGAUGACAAUUUUAAUCAAA
Messenger RNA from Salvia hispanica, 1004 nucleotides. The record is from RefSeq and is a predicted model, not a curated record. Lineage: Eukaryota; Viridiplantae; Streptophyta; Magnoliopsida; Lamiales; Lamiaceae.